Drosophila pseudoobscura is the source of this 952-nucleotide messenger RNA. RefSeq names its product V-type proton ATPase 16 kDa proteolipid subunit-like. The transcript has 2 exons. Gene Ontology annotation, biological process: proton transmembrane transport. NCBI's taxonomy places the organism in Eukaryota, Metazoa, Arthropoda, Insecta, Diptera, Drosophilidae. Bases 198 to 746 code for a protein of 182 amino acids. Gene Ontology annotation, molecular function: proton-transporting ATPase activity, rotational mechanism. Gene Ontology annotation, cellular component: proton-transporting V-type ATPase, V0 domain; membrane. The record is from RefSeq and is a predicted model, not a curated record.
ACCUUAAGAAUUUGUUUUUAAGUUUCAUUCAAACUAAGCAUUCUUAUAGAAUAAUAUCAAUCUAGAUUUUCAUUGCCCUUGCCUUUGUGAUGUACGUGUGUACGUUCAGUAAAAAAGAACAGAUCGAAAGAGAAUAUUGAAGGAAUAAUACACUGAAAGAGAGCUUUAUUCAAGACUUAAUAUACAGCCACAAAAUAAUGGCUUCACCAAGUUCCAACCUAGGACUACUUCUGGCUCCACUGAAGUUGCACAAUAGUCUCGAGACUUGUCGCAACUUGGAGCGGUAUCCACCCUAUGGGCCAUUCUAUGGGAUAAUGGGCGUAGUGUCGGCAAUAGUAUUGUCCUCGUUUGGGGCUGCCUAUGGCACCGCUGUGUCCGGAACGGGCAUAGCCGCCACGGCAGUGAUGCGUCCCGAGUUGAUCAUGAAGUCGAUCAUUCCCGUAGUGAUGGCCGGAAUUAUAGCCAUCUAUGGACUGGUGGUGGCCGUGCUGAUCGCUGGUGUUUUGGAUACUAGCAAUACGUAUUCGCUGGCCAAAGGAUACGUCCACCUGGCAGCGGGACUAUCCGUAGGAAUGACUGGACUGGCCGCCGGAUAUGCUGUUGGUAUUGUUGGCGAUGAGGGUGUGCGACACACUGCUCUGCAGCCGCGUCUCUUCGUUGGGAUGAUUCUAAUUUUGAUAUUCGCUGAGGUACUGGGACUGUAUGGACUUAUCCUCGGCAUCUACAUGUAUACGGUGGAUGUUUAAUGCCCCGAAACAAAUUUGAAAGUUAACGUGCUGUCUCAAAACUAAAAACAGUUCUUGUUCAAAAAAUCUGGCAGCUGUUUACCUAAUACACACACACACGCGGUGGCAGCCUCAUAAAUAAUUUUCUGCAGUUGAAACUUGGCACAAAUUACUCAAUAACAUUGUCACACUCGAUUAAAAUGCAAAUAAAACAUAAAAAACACAUA